UCGGAGCUUGUGCUUGAGGGAACCAGAAGUGGUGCGCGGUAGGUAAAGUCACCGGAGCCCCUAUAGUGGGACUGAGGUGGGACCCCGGCCAGUUCGGGCCCCGCCCUGGACUGGAGUGAGGAGCCACAGCGCGGACUGAAUCCAGGCCGAGGAUGGAAAGGAGCCCCCCUGAUGUCACAGGCCCAGUGCACGUGCCUUUUGGGCAUGUCGUGGCCAAUGAGAAAUGGCGUGGGUCGCAGCUGACGCAAGGGUUGCAAGGGAAAAUCAAGCUUAUUUUUGAGGAUGGCCUGACACCGGUAGAUUUUUACUUGUCUAGCAGAUCCUGCAUUCUUUAUAUCACUGAAGCCGAUUUGGUGGCAGGAAAUAGCUACCGAAAGAGGCUUGUUGUGGUCAGAAAUUCCAGUAAUCUUAAAGGAAUUGUAAUCGUUGAAAAAACGCAGAUGAGUGAACAGUACUUUCCAGCCAUACAGAAGUUUACUGUGCUGGACCUCGGCAUGGUGUUGCUGCCAGUGGCCAGCCAAAUGGAAGCAUCCUGCCUCAUGAUCCAGUUAGUUCAAGAACAAAGCAAAGAGCCCAGUAAGAACCCUUUUCUCAGGAAGAACCGGGCUGUGAUCUCUGAGCAGUCCCUCCUUCAAACUGUGCAACAGAUCCCAGGAAUUGGAAAAAUUAAAGCUCGCCUUCUGCUUCAGAAGUUUCCAAGUAUCCAGCAACUAAGUAACGCUUCCAUCCAGGAGUUGGAGCCGGUCGUUGGGCAAGCAGCAGCACAGCAAAUUCGUGCGUUCUUCACACAGUCCAGGUGACAGUUCUUCUCACAGCAUCUGCAUUUUCUCCUUUAGAUAACAAACUACAAGGUCUUGUUUUCUUUUCAUAUUUAAAAACCAAGAAAAAAAGAUUCCCGCUCACAGCAAUCAGUGAAAGAUGAGGGGAAGCCUGAGUGGAACCUGCUGGUUAUCCUGCCCUGCUCUCUGGGUGUAGGCAUUUAAGUUAGUGGGCCCCAGAUGGCGCUGCCCCGAUUCUACUAGCAUGAAGAGGGCCAGGGGGCAUCUUCCUGAAAGUCACUUGAAUUAGGGACUCUCAGAUUCAGCAAAAAGCCAGCUUGGGCAGAUUUGAAUGUGUGACCUUGACCUGCAUCUGUCCUGGAAAGGUCUUAUCAAGUUUCAGGUGGUAGAUAUGCCCUUCUAAAGGAAACAAACCUACAAUGAAGCACUGUGUACCAUAAGUCCCUUGUUCCUGGUGGCAGAGCCACUGUUCUUCAGGUCUGGUCUUAAUAUACCUGUGCUUUGAAGGCUGCUGCCAGUGUAAAUAAACAAUUGUGCAGCCUUUGUUCUUCCUCCCUUCUUCCCUUCCUGGUAGCUGCAGUUUGUUUAUAAUCACUGGGCACAUCUGAACACAGAAAGCCUUGGAGUCUAGAGUACCCAUUUCAAGAUAAAAAGCCAGUGUGUGGGAUGGAGGAGAAGAAUGUGCUUGUAAAUGUAUAGCCCAACAAUGGGGAGGUACACCGGAAAAUGGCAGGAGCAGCUGUAUCCAGAAAGGAGGGAUGGGGAAUCAAAGGGUACACUUGACCAUUCAAAAAAUAAAUACAAUUAAAGAUGCCAUGUGUGUUCAAAGAUACUAAGAUAACUUAAGAGUCCUG
Messenger RNA from Rhinolophus ferrumequinum (greater horseshoe bat), 1633 nucleotides. It is a transcript of the gene FAAP24, whose product is annotated as FA core complex associated protein 24. Gene Ontology annotation, cellular component: Fanconi anaemia nuclear complex. Gene Ontology annotation, biological process: interstrand cross-link repair. Gene Ontology annotation, molecular function: chromatin binding. Lineage: Eukaryota; Metazoa; Chordata; Mammalia; Chiroptera; Rhinolophidae. The transcript has 5 exons. The record is from RefSeq and is a predicted model, not a curated record. Bases 153 to 800 code for a protein of 215 amino acids.